Messenger RNA from Histoplasma capsulatum G186AR, 618 nucleotides. RefSeq lists its product as uncharacterized. The record is from RefSeq and is a predicted model, not a curated record. The coding region runs from base 1 to 618 and encodes 205 amino acids. The transcript has 2 exons. Lineage: Eukaryota; Fungi; Ascomycota; Eurotiomycetes; Onygenales; Ajellomycetaceae.
AUGGGCAUAAAUUGGAAUAAGGACGCAAUCGAGCGCAUCAUCGGUGCGUUACUGGCAGCGCAUCCAGGAUUUACCCCGGAUUACAAAACAAUGGCAGUCCAUUUUGGCCAAGGUGCCACCUACGACUCCAUGCAAGGUCGUUUCCGCGAGUAUCGUAAAAUUGCACAGAGCAUGCGUCAGGACAACCAAGAACCAGCUAAUUCUCGAACUCCAAUCCGCCGCACUACUAGCGGUGGCCGCAUUAGCAAACCGAGCUCUGCAGCUAAAAGCGGCCGGAUGCAAACGCCCUUGACCCCGACUAAACUGGGCAAAGUGAAAACCGAGAACGGAUUUGCCAACCCUAUCCUGAUCAACGAAGGAUUGGAUUAUUUCGUCAAAAGCAAUAGCGACGCCAGUAUUCCUUAUGAAGAAAGCCCAGCAAAUAGCGCACCAUCCCCGAAGGCAAAAAUUCAGAACCAUUUCAUUGAGAUAGGCAAUUUGAAAAACGAGUACGAAUCCAACAAUAGCUUCUCAAGGGGAUGUGAGAAUGUGGCGGUCAAUAUAGGCCAAGAGCUAGCAGAGGCGGUGGGAUAUUCUAGUGGAGACGCGACAUAUGCUGAAUACGAUGAUACUGUCUAA